Messenger RNA from Aspergillus calidoustus, 2979 nucleotides. Lineage: Eukaryota; Fungi; Ascomycota; Eurotiomycetes; Eurotiales; Aspergillaceae. The record is from the annotation of a GenBank genome assembly.
AUGGGUGUCCCGAAUCCGGUCGAUAUGAUGGAUCACAUUGAUUGCUCUGCGGUCUAUAUUGAUCCCCGCAUUCAGUCGGAACGUUGGGUAUUUCAAGGUGCAUCUGAUACACCAUCGGGGCCUUUGAUACUUGCCGAUGAGCCGGAAUCGCUCCGAUCAGAUGUCCAGGUUCUGUUUGACGUCUGCAGACGAAUCUACCUUUGCCAAGCCGGAGCUUCUCUUGUGUCAAAACUGGCAGAACUCAGUGAUACAGCUGCGAAUAGCUGCACCCCGAUUUUUGCGUUUUUCGACAUUGAUCUGAACACAGACGACCCCCCAUCGUUAUCCCGUCGCAGUACCAGUCGUGGCUCUUGGCAAGAACCGCCGUCUCCUUCACCGUUGCAUCGCGGAUUUACAUUCUUGUCUCAAAAUGACGGCUCGUCAGACUUAAGGCUACUGUCGGGUCUCUCUGCCGACAUCAAGGUUCAAGAUGCUCCUAAUCUCGUCAUACCGGUCGCAAUCUUACGUGCUCCUCCUCGCGAUUCUACUUCUGCUGCUCUCGACCAACGACAACCCCAGAAUAUUCCUCAACCUCUGCACCUUUCGAAAUGCCUGGAUGCGGGUGCUGUGGAUGUUAUACCUUCGCCUUUGGACAAGGCCAGAAUUCAGGGUUUGGUCGUCCAUGCCUAUCGCGUACGGAAAUCGGCUCUCAAGGAACAGUCACGGUUUCUCUCGCGGAGGAAGCUGCGGAAGCACUCGUGGGUGGGAGUGCAUGAUGAGCAGCCGUAUUCUUACCUAAGAGAAGCCAUGGUCUCCAAGCUUAUGAAAGGCAUCUGCAAUCCCGAGGAUGUGGUUGAUGAACUGUAUGACGGAGAAUUCUACGUCAGCGAAGAGCGCGAAGAGUUUGUUAGAGAGCGACUGGCGCGGUGGGACUUUGCUGCCCAUGAGUUUUCUGAUGACGAGCUCGUUUUUGCGGCCCAUGAGAUGCUCCAGCAUGCGUUUACGAUCCCUGAGUUGGAAGAGUGGCGGUUAACGUCAGGCGAGCUUCGAACAUUCUUAGUGGCUUGUCGCGCUUCCUACAACUCAUUCGUCCUCUACCAUAAUUUCCGACAUGCCAUCGACGUCCUUCAAUCCCUCUUCUCCUUCUUACUCCAUAUUGGCGCCCUGCCGAGAUAUCGAUCUAUCGGGCUCGAGGUUGACACGAAAUGCCCAAUCACGGCUAUGCUCAAACCGUUUGAUGCUCUUACUCUAUUAAUCGCAGCCAUUGGUCACGAUGUCGGCCACCCUGGUGUCAACAACUUCUUCCUGGUCAAGCUGAACGCGCCCCUGGCUCAGCUGUACAAUGACAACUCGGUUCUCGAAGCCUUCCACUGUGCAGCUUUUUCACAAAUACUGCGCCGCUACUGGCCCGCCGCGUUCAAAGACAAGCAGCUCCGGAAACUGCUCAUUAGCUCCAUCUUGGCAACCGACAUGGGCGUUCAUCAAAAGUUCAUGGAACGGCUCGGAUCUCUGCAGGAAAAGUACUCCGAGAACAAGCGGACGACAGAUGGCUGGAAACCUCAAGAUAUUGACCUGUACAAAACACUGGUUUGCGGUUUGCUGAUCAAGUGUGCCGAUAUCAGCAAUGUGGCGCGCCCUUGGGAGGUUGCAGAGAAGUGGACCAAGAUACUACAGGAAGAGUUUGCCAACCAAGGUGAGAUGGAAAAGGAGGUUGGAAUGGAGACUGCCCUCUUCGGUGGGCCCCCAGAGAUUGGCAACGUGUACAAGCUUGCCACCGGGCAGAUGGGCUUCAUGUCGAUUUUCGCAUUGCCCCUUUUCGAAGGUGUCUCGGAUAUUCUUCCCGGUCUACGAUUCACCGUCGAGCACAUCCGCAGCAACCAUACUAGGUGGCACUAUCUUGCAGACCUUGAGCGGAAAAAGCCCUUUCUGAUGGCCGAGGCUGGCCCUGAUGGUCUUGUUUCCCCUCGCUCCCGAAGUCCUGCUGCCAGCUUCCAGGAGCCGCAACCUACACCGCCGACCUCGACUCCUACUCCGACUCAAAACGGCCACCGCAAUACCUCCAUCAAGACUUUCCCAUCAAAGGAGCCCGCGCAACAACGAAAAGAAGACGAACCAGGUGACUACUUUUCAAGGUCGGCACGUACUUCGGUGGGCAGCGAAUACAAUGAGAACCAGAUCAGCCCGGUCGUCUCUCCAGACACACCCGGCCCAUCGAUGGACAUCACCGGGUGCUCGUUCCCGCCCGACGAGCCGUCUCGAAAGUCGUCCUGCGCUGUCCCUGAAAUCAGUUCUGUGCCCGUGCCUCCACCUUUGCCGGACAACAAUGGCUCACUUGAACUCCAUAUAAGUGGCGGCGAUCGCGCCAUUCAGUCGGAACCUACGACGAACUCGGUUGCCUAUGACGCCUCGGUAGAAGGGAGUGGUACUGAAAAGACAAACGGGCCGCGGAACAAUGGAGCGUACCGUCGCCACCAUGCCAACACUGCUUCUUCUGGAUGCACAUCCGCGCCAACUAACUCCCAGCGCAAUAGCUGUACUCGAACACACAGCAAUGCCAUGUCGCCCAUCUCACCUUCGACCAACGCGACGAGCGUCCUUUCCGCGAGCAGCGAUGAACAGGGGUACACUCGCGAAAUUCCACGGAGCGACUACGCGGAUUGGGACAACCGCAGCCCGCGAACAGGGUCGCCCAAGCAUGGCCCUGCUGGAGAUCGAGGGUCCGAGAACACACUUCAUUCCGGUGAUAGCCAUGUGUUCCAUGACGGCCCCGACAAGAACCACAUGCCCCCGACGGUGCGAAACGGAACUGGAAGCUCGACCCAGUCUAUAAACACCGGGAGCAGCAAAAACGACGGUCACAGCCCGCAUUGGGAUGACCUUUCGGGGCCUGACCAAGGCCAGCGAAAACUGCCGAAGCGCAGAAGCCGUCUCCGCCUCGCCUUUUGGAAACGCAAGAGCUAUCACAACAACCACCACGAAGUGCAUGGAGAAACGCGAUAG